Molecule: messenger RNA, 1381 nt
Organism: Monopterus albus (swamp eel)
Lineage: Eukaryota; Metazoa; Chordata; Actinopteri; Synbranchiformes; Synbranchidae
Product: guanine nucleotide-binding protein G(I)/G(S)/G(O) subunit gamma-2
Exons: 6
Coding region: 600-815 (71 amino acids)
Biological process (GO): G protein-coupled receptor signaling pathway
Cellular component (GO): heterotrimeric G-protein complex
Molecular function (GO): G-protein beta-subunit binding
Source: RefSeq, a predicted model, not a curated record
UUGCGCCUGGGGUUUUCAUUAGUUGAGUGUCUGUUUUGUUGAGCCAACGUUUUCGUAAUCCCGUCAUUUCUUGACAGUUGACUAAAUCAAAUAAUGAUGGUUAAAAGGGAAAAAAAUUGGAAAACUACUGCUACAGCUAACUGGCUUAGCUAGGUAGCACCGUCGAUAUGCUGUUUAUAAGACGUAGCCUAGACACUGCGUCAUUGCUAAUGCCGCCAUAUUGCAUUGGGUGUUCAUGGCCUGUUGGGUUCAGUUCAUAUAGUAGAAAAUGCCAGGCUUUUGUGCUGCUUUUGAAUUUUCUAAUGAAAAAGUACCUAAGCAACAGGAAAUAAGAGUUACCAGAAUCUUCUUCCAGUUGCAUCCCUCCAUACAUCUCCAUCUGUGAGCAUGUGUGUGCACAGUGAUCAGGGGACGGGCGAACGCGUGGAUACUACUCCACAGGACUGGAUGCAUUUGGCAUCACGGAAGGAAAACGCACACACUAAAAAGAGAACUGGGCGGACACAAACUGCUGACGACUGAGCUGCAGGCAGACACUGGGGCAGAGUGCGGAGGAGUAAGCAGGCAAGACAGCACACAAGACCUGACUGAUAGCGCCAAUGGCGAGCAAUAACACAGCCAGCAUUGCACAAGCCAGGAAGCUGGUGGAGCAGCUGAAGAUGGAGGCCAACAUUGACAGGAUAAAGGUGUCAAAAGCUGCGGCGGACUUAAUGUCAUACUGUGAAGCCCACGCCAAAGAGGACCCUCUGUUAUCGCCGGUGCCUGCGUCAGAGAACCCGUUCAGGGAGAAGAAGUUCUUCUGUGCCAUCCUGUAAACAUGCCGUGGCACCUUCAGCAGUCUGCUCAGUGUGGGACUUUGAACAUGGACGUUCAAAAUACAUAGAAGUCUUCAUGUAGGAAGGCACGGCAAUUACUGCCCCCUUUCUCCAAUGCACCUAAAGAGUGCAAAAAUUAAAACCACAGAGAUAACAUAUAACCAUUCAAGGGGUUGUGAUUGCUUUGUUGAGCAGUGUUGCAGCAUGUUGAAGGGGUCUGUGCUUUUAGAUGACACAAAAGAAAUGAUGUUGAUGAGUGUGAUGGUAAGAUGUGAUGGACAACCAGUCAGCCUAUCAACUUUUCAGGUUGUGAUGUGUAUAAAACAAAAAAAACAAAAACAAAUGAGAAUAAAAAUAACAAUGUGAUUCUUUUGGGACUUCCAGAUGUUCAUUUAAAUGGUUUGUGGGCUGAGCACUGUAGGACAGCAAAUGAAAAUACGCCUACCACUAGAUGCCACCUGAUUAUUGGAAUGUUUUUUUAAGUUGUUUAUGUUUAUUUCAACUUUACUUAUCACCGAGAUAGCUUUCUAUAACUAUGUGAUUACUAAGACUGCUCUGUUAUUGUU